Phytomonas sp. Hart1 is the source of this 2148-nucleotide messenger RNA. NCBI's taxonomy places the organism in Eukaryota, Euglenozoa, Kinetoplastea, Trypanosomatida, Trypanosomatidae. The record is from the annotation of a GenBank genome assembly.
AUUCACGAAGAAGUACAAUAGUUAAAGGCGAUUUUGUUAUAUGAGAAAAUGAGUCAUUCCUCAAAACGACGGCAUACAGAGAAAACAAACGCCCUCGUUAUCAUAGAUCAAACUGAAUUAGAUAAACCCUUACGUGCUAGAAUCAACAGGGACAUUCUCAAGAAAAAAGGGAAAAAAAACGUAUAACGGAUAAAAAUUUUGAUUUUCCAGCUGAUGAUGUUUCUCUUGAAUCCGUUAAAGAGGAAUAUCCACUAGUGGAUAAAACAGAAGAAGAAGAAGCGGAAGAGCUUAUUGCUGAAGGUAGCGCAUUGACAGGUGAUGCAUUGAAAAAAUUCUUAAAAACAAAUUUUGAUGAUUUCCUUGGCAAAAGCUUGCUUCAUUUCGAUACUAUAUAAUUUAUUUUUGUCUUGAUAAAGAACGUUUAGUAUUCUAAGAAAUUUAACGUACUUUUCCACUCUAUAUGUUGCGAUCUCCUUCAUGAAUAGUAUUAUGUUCGUGUGAGAAGUUUAUGCACAUAUUUCGUUUUAAAACUACAGACACUUUCUAUAGUGAAUAGAUACGUUGCCUCUCUUAGUCUACCAUGAUGGGUGUUAUAAAAUAUCUAUUGAUUAAAAUAGAAAAUACAUAGUGUUGGUGUUACCAUUAAUCUGAAUUCUAUCUUUAUUAUUCAGCACUGCGAUACACAUUAACACUAGUGUAGAUUUUUAUUUGUGAAUGAAGCACAUGGCUUGUAGUCUGCUUUUAGUGACUACUUUAUGUUUUUCCCAUUGAAUGAGGAUAAUAUAUCGCUUUAAAGCUUUUCCGAAUAAAUUAUUCAUCCAUUAUUAUUUACUUUCUGAAAGAACAUUUCCUUCAUUUAUGUAUGAAUUAUUUCUUUCAGACGCUUGGACUCGUGUUUCGGUCUGUUUAUUCUGAUUAUUUUCUGCAAACUUCCUCCCUAUUAUUUUUUUGCUUGAAAAUCGUAGUUUCGAUACGGUAAUCUGAGAAAGUGAGUGAACCUAUCUUUUUCUUAGCUUUCCAUGAAAGCAUAACUCGUAUAUAUAUAAAGGAAAAGAAUUUUGAAUGGCUUUAUCGGUGGUAAAUAAUGAUGCAAAUCUGCAUACUGCAGUUGGAAAAUCUAGAUGGACUCUUCAUGGACAUGACGAGGAGGUGAUUAGUGGGUGUACGCUUGGAGGUUUAGUAGCCACCUGCAGCGUUGACGGUGUGGCCCUUCUCUGGAAAUUGAACGACAACCGCGACGAUCCAUGUAAUGUGUGCAAACUGAGUAGCGGUGGUCCGGCUUUUCUCGACUCGAUCUUUACUGAUGUCACACAACUGGCAGUCGCUCAGGGUGAUGCGUGCGUGGGGUUCUGGGAUGCCCAGAUCGGGAAAAAGGUUUCCAGUUUUUCCCGUUACAAAUCACCCGGGAGGGCAGCCUGGCCAGUGAUAAACGUCGUGGAGGGAACUGUGGAUGCAUCCCCUAUGGUGGUUUAUGGCGGGGAUGAUGGGUAUUUGGUCCGUUGUGACACUCGGGCCGCAUCGAUCGUUUCCUCGUUGAACCUUAGGGCUCCUGUGACAGCCAUUUCUACGGCUGCCGGUAUGACCUUUGUGGGGGAUGCCUCUGGGCAUGUGAGGUGGUUUGACUUUAGAGUUCACGAGAAAAGCAUGGUGGACCUUAAAUGUAGCCACGAUGUGGUCACAGGAAUGUCCUCAAAUGAAAGUGGUCACCGGCUUGUGGUGUACACUAUGGAUGGAAAGGCGUCUCUGAUUGACACAAAACCAUUUGCGUUGUCAAAUAGCGAACGUCUUUUGAACGGGAUUAAGGUUUUUAAUUGUAGUGAUGAUCGUAUUUUGCGGAAAUGUGACUGGUCAGGUCCGUGUGAGUCGGUGGUGUUCCCUUCACCUGAUGGCUGUGUCGAGUGUGUUAACCCCAAUACUUUUUCUGAGGGUGGCUUUCGAACUAUUAGAUCUAAUGGGGCCCUCAACUUCGCACUUUUUGUACAGAAUAAAUAUAUUUUGUGUGGUGGAGAGUCGAGUGUGGAACUGUGCGAGUGGUAGAGCAUUCCUUGAAUGUUUUAUUUUCCGUAUUCAUAAGUCAAUUUUUCCAUUCGACAAGAAGAAGAUAAAUACUCGAUUAAUUAAGUUAGAAUAUGCUAUCUAUCAGAAAAA